UUGAAGUCGCACUGAUUUUGUCUGGCGAGUUUGACGUUUUUCAUUGUGUGUUGUGUUUGCUCUUGUGCAAAGAACUGUUCAUUUUGACAAUUAGAAAUGGUGACAUUAAAUAUGUAGAUUCAUGUGGAAUGUCAAAAUGUAGGCCAAGAAAUGUGUUUUUGUGCAGGAGUGCACAAUAAAAAGAAAACACAAGAAGUCGAAGAAAUUACUUUGUUCUAUAUGCCAUCUGACAGUGAAUGACUUCCUUCUUCCUCUUUAUAUCGAUCCCACUCUCAGAUUACAAUAGAAUUUUCGCAUCUCACUUGUACGAUUGCUGCACUUUGUCUCUCAUGAUUCUCGCGCGCGUUUGAUCUGUUCUACCUAAUAAAUACAUUAACACUCAAUUAUGGAGAUUGUCGGCGAUUACGAAUACAAUCCCAAGGACCUGAUAGGUCAUGGGGCCUUCGCUGUUGUCUACAAAGGCAGACAUAGCAAGAAACCUAAUUUCGUUGUCGCUAUCAAAAGUAUCACCAAGAAAAGUCUGGCCAAGUCUCAAAAUCUUCUUGGAAAAGAGAUCAAAAUAUUGAAGGAGUUGACGGAGUUACAUCAUGAAAAUGUUGUUGCUUUAUUAGACUGUAAGGAAUCUCAUCACAAUGUCUUCCUAGUUAUGGAGUUUUGCAAUGGCGGAGACCUGGCUGAUUAUCUAGGCUCUAAAGGGACUUUAUCAGAGGAUACCAUUAGAGUAUUUCUCAAGCAAUUAACUGGUGCAAUGAAAGCUUUACAUGCUAAAGGUGUAGUUCACAGAGAUCUUAAACCGCAAAAUAUUCUUCUUAGUCAUAAUUGUGGAAAAGCUUGUCCUCAACCUCAUCAAAUAACACUAAAAAUAGCGGACUUUGGAUUCGCGAGAUUCUUACAAGAUGGAGUGAUGGCUGCGACUCUUUGUGGUUCUCCGAUGUACAUGGCACCGGAAGUCAUUAUGUCUUUACAAUAUGAUGCAAAGGCAGACCUGUGGUCACUUGGAACAAUCGUUUUUCAAUGUCUGACGGGUAAAGCUCCUUUUCAGGCCCACACACCUCAGGCGCUAAAACUUUAUUACGAGAAGAAUGCCAAUUUAGGUCCAAAAAUUCCAGCUGGAACAUCUCCCGAGUUAUCUAAUCUACUGCUGGGUCUCUUGAGACGAAAUGCAAGGGAUCGCAUGUCUUUCGAUGAGUUUUUCAAUCACUCGUUCUUACAAGGACCUCGAGAAAAUCAAAGCCCAAUUCCAGUUGAACUACCAGCAUCACCUGGAAUUUUGACAGUUCCAGAAAGAGUUGUCUUAAGAUCAGGACCUGAGACAAAUAGCCCAUGCUCCAGUCCUGAAGAUGACUUUGUCCUUGUGCCGAGCGACCUGAGUAGUGACGCUGACAACAAUCCCAAUCCACAACUAAUCAAAUAUACCAAGCAAAGCAGUCGCGAAGCAGUCAGUCCUCCUCGACCUUGUUUCCUGCCAAUUUCAGAGCCUAUUCCAGUACCUACACAGAGAAGUGCUGCUCAGCCAUCAUCUCCAUCAGCUUCUGGCAGAUCAAGCAACAAUGUUAUUCCUCGAUCUCAGCCAAUCAGCAUGAAAUGCAGCGUCGAUUCCCACAGAACUCACGCUCCUGACAUUGGCUCUCUAAGUCCACCCAGUGUACAGUUUGUCAUUGGCACUCCUCCAGGAAGAAGGUUGAGUGAAACACCUCCACCUCCCAACACUUGGCAAGUGAGUCCAGUUGCGAGGCAUUCUCUCAACUCUACUGGAACUUCACCGUUAAGAAGAUCUUCUGGAAAUAACAGCGCCUCGUCACCUCUUCUUACUGGACCUUUAGCAGUGCUGGGUUCUCCUACUGCGAAAGCUCUACAAGACAACAACAACACUCUACGACAUUCACCUGUCAUACCCUUUGGAACUAGGGCAGUCACAUUGCCUGAAAUUUCAGAGGCAGGCAAUUUUCAGAGUUUCUUUCCUGAACUUAAUCAAGGAACGACAGACGAUAGGCUGCUAACAUUUUUUGCUCCUGAAUUACCAGAGGAAACUCUUCUUGAAAGGGAUCACAAUGAAAUUCUAGCGAAGCUCAAUUUUGUCGUUGCACUAUGUGAAUGUGUCUGCGAAGUUGCGCGAACUAGAGCUGGUCCCUUGGGAGCACCUUUGGGUGCUAUUGAACAAGCGAGCAAUGCUGCUACUCGAAGAAGGGCCGAACAAGUUAUUCUCUUGGUUAGAGCACUUCAGUGGCUCAGCUCUGGAUUAAGUCUCGCGACACAACAGCUCAAAGCAGGCAGAUUACAGCCAACGGCCAACGUUAAAGAAGUUGUCAGUACAAUGAAUGAAAAGUUUAGAUCAUGUUUGGCUGAGUGUAAACAAUUGAACAGCGCCGGUAUUUUACGUCAAACUGGGGCAACUGCAGACAAAAUACUAUAUAAUCAUGCUAUUCAAAUGUGCCAAUCGGCAGCGUUGGACGAAUUAUUCGGAAAUCCUGCCGAAUGUUUUCAAAGAUAUCAUACCGCGCAAAUAUUAUUACAUUCUCUGUCACAACACGUCAGUCAUGUCCAAGACCGAGCUCUUCUCAUCAAAUAUAAAGAUGCUGUCGAAAAACGAUUAUACGUUUUACAGCAGCAAGGUUUCAUUUACGCAACCGACCCAACGUAGCACAAGUGCAAAUCCACAAUAUGAUGCAGUGUUCUUUCCAGACCCUAUAGAAAUCUUUUACCUUAUAAGAAAUUACUUAUAAGUGAAGAAGAAUUUUUAAAGAAUUGAUUAUUAUUUGUUAAAUUAUUUGAUUUGACUAUAAUGAGUCAGGUAAUGUCCUGAAUUAUUUGAUUUUCAAAAGUAUACUAAAUGCGCUACUUUAAUUAACAUUAAUUGAAGGCAUCAAUGUUAUGUACAAUGGAAAAUACUGAAAUUUUGCAUAUUUUUAACUAAAAUUUAUCAGAAUUUUACAGUUUAUAAGUUUCAUUUGUUCCAUACAUUUAGAGUAGAAAGUAUUUGUAAAUCAAUUAUCAUGAAUAAUUAUUAUUUAUUCACGUUGGCUUGUAUGAUUUAACAAUUAAUUAUUGUUACCUAACUGUAAUUACCUGUAUACUGUAAUGUACUCGUGAUGUAACGAGACUGACCUUUAUUUUAUUUCCUAUUAAUGAUGAUAAAAAACACCCGGUUAACAAGGCUGGAAUAUUAUGUGAUUAAAAAAAAUUAAUUACAUCUAAUCCGGAAAAUUUUUUUUUCUUUAUGAUUCUGCGUAUAGAAUAAAAAAUAAGUACUAUAGAAAAUAAGUUAAAUUCUGUAAAAAUAUACAUAUUCCUUUUAAUUCCCUUUUGCGAAGAAUGAAAAGAAUCGAUUUUCUCGCUACAAUCACGUAAAUGUAGAAGUAAAUUCACAACCUGAAUUUUUUAAAAAUCAAACUGAAAACUAAUAAAAUGAAAUUGAAGAAAAUCUAAGAUUAGAGGAAAAUCGGAUAGCCUUAGACUUUAUUUUUUUAGGUACAUUGGAUGUCAUGUUACUUUUAAGAGCAGAAUAUAAAGUUUCGUGGCGUUUUCAGAAAAUAAGAACUGCACAAAACAUGUAUAGUUUAGUUUCCAAAAAAGUCUCCAAAAUACGUUCUUUCUGCUCUGCUCUUAAAAUUUACAACUUUCCGAAAGUACAUUCUUAUUAUUUAUUGAAUAUUACAGAUCUAGCCUGUAGUAAAACGUUUAGAAUAGACAGAGUUUUUUUAAGAAGAUUAUUUUUGGUUUUUAAUUUAAUUUCUGUGGCUACCCGGCUUUUCUCUAUUCUCUAUAACAGAAUUAGCAACUAACACUAUUUCGCUUAUGACAUUGAAAGAAAUUUUACAAAUAUUACAUCAAUUCCACAUUAAAAAUAAAAAAUUGUAAACGUCAACGAUUUUAUAAGGAGCUGCUUGUAAUUAAAAAACGUCCGAAAUGUAUUCCCUUUAGCGGAUUUAAAAAUCUCCUAUUUGAAGUUUAACAUAAGGAAACAUUUUGAAAAGGAAAAUUAUUCGAAAUACUGAAAGAACAGUAAUAAAUUUAUUUGUUUUCCAUGUUCUUUACAAUUUUUAAUUUUGGAAAUUGAGUAAAUUUUCCGAAUUGAAUUAAAUACAAAAAUUGUUAAUUUUGAAGAAUAUUCAAUAGUUUGAUUUUAUUAAAUUCAAGUCUUCUUACUGGAUACGUAUACUAACGGGAGAUUUACCUUAAGCAGAAACUCAUUGUUUAUUAAAGGCGUGCAAUGUAAAAUCUCCAGACAAUGUGUUAACAAAAAUGUAGAAUAUAAAACAACAUUUACGCAACAAUAAACAAUAAUUAUAAAAAACUAA
Leptopilina boulardi is the source of this 4298-nucleotide messenger RNA. RefSeq names its product serine/threonine-protein kinase unc-51 (gene Atg1). The record is from RefSeq and is a predicted model, not a curated record. Gene Ontology annotation, biological process: peptidyl-serine phosphorylation; autophagosome organization; axon extension. Gene Ontology annotation, molecular function: protein serine/threonine kinase activity; ATP binding. The transcript has 13 exons. Bases 386 to 2641 code for a protein of 751 amino acids. Gene Ontology annotation, cellular component: autophagosome; cytoplasm. NCBI's taxonomy places the organism in Eukaryota, Metazoa, Arthropoda, Insecta, Hymenoptera, Figitidae.